This is a messenger RNA of Pseudo-nitzschia multistriata, 1072 nucleotides long. The record is from the annotation of a GenBank genome assembly. NCBI's taxonomy places the organism in Eukaryota, Bacillariophyta, Bacillariophyceae, Bacillariales, Bacillariaceae.
UAUUUCGAGCAGCAACUUAAGGAAACAAUCUACACUACCAUUGAUCAGUCAAUCAUAGACGACACUUACAAUAUCGCAUCCUAAAAAUAAUGCUAGCACAACACUCUCAUUCUUCUCCGACAACUUCCAUGAUGAGCUCACUGUUGCUGACAGAGUUCUUCCUUACCUGCGAAGUAUCAACAGCUACAGCAUCUGAGUCUACGUCGACAAUGCCGAUUCAUGCGCAGUAUGGUCUGCGUCAUCAGCCUUGGACAUCAGCCGUGGACUCAUCAUCUACAUCUUUUUCGUGGUCAGAUUUUCCCCUCAUUGUUCACGACGAAGAAUACAACAGCGACGUCAAUGGGCUUUUUCAUGCUUCGAAAACGGUAACACCUAUGGAUUGUCCCGGGUUUCCAUUACAUAUGACAUCGACAACAUCGUCCACAUCGUCCACAUCGUCCACAUCAAUACCGACCAAGAAUAUGAAGAAAAAAAGAUCGGUUCGAUUUGCACCAUUCGUAGAAAUUCGGACGCAUUCUCAAAUAUUGGGAGAUCAUCCGUGCUGCGAGGGCGGACUGGCACUGGAAUUGGGAUGGGAGUACAACAGCAGCUCCGCUCUCCUACCUGAGCAAAUAGUAAGAAAUGUUGAGAAGAAGGAUUGUCAACAGAGUCAAUUCAAAAUCAUAGGCAGGAGUAGCAGCGGUGAAAGUAUGACGGGAACACGCAUACCCCACCGACGCUCGUAUUCGGAGAGGAAACGUCUCUUGAUCGAGGUCGGAGGCUACACGUCGGACGAAUUGAAUAUGAAAGACCCUAGGAAAGAAUAUUGUCUCGUUGGCAGAAACUGCUCCGAUCAAAAGAAGAACAGUACCAACGGCAUGACGGCUGUAUUGCAACGCCAAACACAUUUGUCGCGUGUUGGAUCGAUCACUGAGUCGCUCUGCUCCGUCGUUGCUGCAGGGGCGUGAUCACAUGAAGCAUUGCAAAUUUCAUAAAUACAAACGAAUCAUCAUAGCAUUAUAGCAGUAGUAUUACUAUGAACAGUUUAUAUCAGCACUUAUGGAUAAUGUACUAACAAAUAUGGCCUCUGCGU